This is a messenger RNA of Pisolithus orientalis, 216 nucleotides long. RefSeq lists its product as uncharacterized. NCBI's taxonomy places the organism in Eukaryota, Fungi, Basidiomycota, Agaricomycetes, Boletales, Pisolithaceae. The record is from RefSeq and is a predicted model, not a curated record. The transcript has a single exon. The annotation marks the transcript as partial.
CUGGGAGAGUACUUCAGAGAAUUCCAGCACAUUGCAACAUUCUUAGGGAGGAGGAAUCACCUUUCUGAGAGAGAAAGGGACACCAAAUUUUUACAGGGUUUCCAUAUGGACUUUAGGAACAUCCUCCUACAGUGGUUGUCACUCCUUCAUCCUCAACACUACAUGGACAAGCCUUGGGCAUUCAAGGAGGUCUAUGAGGAAGCCACCUUCCUUCUG